This is a messenger RNA of Syngnathus acus (greater pipefish), 1358 nucleotides long. RefSeq names its product 3-hydroxybutyrate dehydrogenase, type 1 (gene bdh1). The record is from RefSeq and is a predicted model, not a curated record. Bases 27 to 1106 code for a protein of 359 amino acids. Lineage: Eukaryota; Metazoa; Chordata; Actinopteri; Syngnathiformes; Syngnathidae. The transcript has 5 exons.
GAAUGUAAAGGCAUCAUUUGGCUAAGAUGGCGCCGCUUCCUGCGCUCCGAGUCUGUCUUCUCGUCUUUUUCUCCGCGUUCGUGACCGUGUCACUGGGCUUCGGCCUGCCCGCCCUGCUGAACGCCGUCACGGGGUUGCUGGGAGUGCCGGAGGCGAGCGUGAGCGAGUGCGUGGUGGUCUCCUAUUUGCUUUUCGUCCUGUACGUUGCGACACCUCGGAUUCCCAGAGGACUGGUGGAGGCAACAGGCAAAGCAGUGUUCCUCACGAGUUGUGACAGCAAUUUUGGACUGGCUCUCGCCCAGCAUCUGCACAAACUUGGUUUCACCGUCUUUGCAGGAUGCUCACUUAAGGAUAAAGGUGGAGAGAGUGCCAAGAUCCUGGAGGACUUCCACUCAGAGCGCAUGAAGGUGGUCCAGCUGGACGUGAGCAGCAACGAGCAGGUGAACAGAGCCGCCCACUUCGUCCGAGACAACCUGGAGGACUCAGAGAGAGGUUUAUGGGCGCUGGUCAACAACGCCAGCGUGUCCACGUUCGGAGGAGUGGAGUUCACCUCCGUGGAAGCCUACAAAGAAGUUUCCGAGAUCAACCUGUGGGGAACCAUUCGGGUCACCAAAGCGCUUCUGCCGCUUAUUCGCCGAGCCAAAGGUCGCGUGGUAAACAUGUCCGGGCUGUACGGCCGGAUGGGUAAUAUCGCUCAGUCGCCUGUCAGCGUGUCCAAGUACGGCAUGGAAGCAUUCUUCGACUGCCUCCGCUACGAGAUGAAGUCCUGGGGCAUCAAGGUGUCUGUCGUGGAGCCGGGGAAUUUCGCCGCGGAGAUCCUGAGCCGCGACGUCCUGGCCAGCGCGGCCAACAAACAGUGGGCCGAGGCCUCAUCGGACGUCAGGGACGAUUACGGGAAAGCCCGUUUUGAUCAGAUCAUGGCGCUGAUGCGCUCACAGUGCAACGGCGGACAAAAGGAUGUGGGUCCCGUGCUGGACGCCAUGGUGGACGCCGUUAUGUCCAAGCAUCCGUACACCAGGUACAACGCCAUGGAGCCGUACUGGUGGAUCCGAUUGCAGCUGAUGACGCACCUGCCCUCCGUGCUUUCCGACUUGCUGUACUUCUAACUGGCGACGUGCCAGCUCUUCGCUAUUCCUCAGCACUUGAAGCCUUUCACUGAUCAAGCCUUAAAUUUCAAUCCUUAUUAAAGAGUAAAUUAUUGCAUUUUAUAUUGUGUUUGUGGGAGCCCCAGAUGUAGCACAGAAUGAUAAAAAAGGCAGUGUUAUCUCAAUGGUACGUUUUAAAAUUGUGGCUAGCGACAAAGCAAUAGAAAAGUACAGUUAUUAAAAUUAAAGCGAUGGCUGUAAACCACUAAACAA